This is a messenger RNA of Talaromyces marneffei, 1671 nucleotides long. RefSeq lists its product as uncharacterized. Bases 1 to 1671 code for a protein of 556 amino acids. NCBI's taxonomy places the organism in Eukaryota, Fungi, Ascomycota, Eurotiomycetes, Eurotiales, Trichocomaceae. The record is from RefSeq and is a predicted model, not a curated record. The transcript has 5 exons.
AUGAUAGAAACAUCCAUCACACCCACAAGCGACUGGCGUCAGCUUGUCACCAAGAAACAACAGGAGCUCCAUCAAGAGAUUCCAGUCGAAUGGCGUCUCAGCGAAGAGAUCCUGGUUUCAGUGCAGGUGUCGUCUCCCGAGGGAGUCCGUUUGAUUGACGCCGAUGUCCCCCGGCGUAGUGGGAUUCUCUCUGAGAUCGAGUUGGACAUCACCGAAAACUAUUCUGCCCGAGGGCUUUUACAGAAACUCUCCAAGGGGGAAGUUGACAGUUUGACUGUAACAAUAGCUUUUUGCAAACGGGCAGCAAUCGCACAGCAGCUGACCGCUUGCUUGACAGAACAAUUCUUUUCCAGGGCAUUAGACCGGGCAAAGUAUCUAGACGAGUAUUUAAAGCGGGAGGGGAAACCCCUCGGACCUCUGCAUGGUCUACCGAUUAGUUUGAAGGAUAGCUUCUGUCUCGAGGGUGUCCAAAGCACGGUUGGAUACGUGUCAUUUCUAAAACACCCCCCCGCAACAUCUAAUUCACCGCUGGUCGAGAUGCUCUUGGAUCUUGGGGCGGUUCUCUAUGUGAAAACCAAUAUCCCCCAGACCAUGAUGACAGGAGACUCUGAAAACAACAUCUUUGGCCGCACCUUAAAUCCUCAUAAUACAAGCCUCACGGCCGGAGGAUCCAGCGGAGGUGAAGGUGCCCUCAUCGCAUUCCGAGGUUCUAUCCUCGGCGUUGGGACAGACAUCGCCGGAUCAAUCCGCAUCCCUUCAUUAUGCUGCGGCGUAUAUGGAUUUAAGCCCACUGUUGACCGUAUCCCUUUUGGUGGCCAGGUCUCCGGUGCCAUGGAAGGACUUCCCGGCCUCAAACCCGCUGCAGGACCGCUUGCUCAAACUUUCGACGACAUUGAGCUCUUCAUGUCGACCAUUAUUGAUGCCCAGCCAUGGAAGUACGAUGCAACUGCUUCUGCUGCACCCUGGACAACAAAGCUCUCUUCCAGUCAAUCCUCGAUGCUAACUAUCGGCGUUCUACCUGAAGAUCCUCAAUUCCCUCUCCAUCCACCUGUUCGGCGCGCCUUGGAUCUCACCAUCAAGAGUCUCACCGAGAAAGGCCACCGCAUUGUCCACCUACCAAGCUGCCCAGCCACAGAUGUUGCCUAUGCCAGCCGUCUCGCCUUCCAAUCCUUCAUUUUCGGGCCGCAAAUUGACCACAUGAAAUCCAGCGGCGAGCCUCUCGUUGCCUCUGUCGCACAGGCCUCUUCACCAUUAUUCACCGGCGACUUCCCUGUAUCAAUGGAGUUGGAUACAUUCAAUCAGAUCAAUGAGCUACAAAUCGCAAGGGAAUCCUACAGCGAUGCUUGGCGGAAGCUAUGGGUAGAGCAUAAUCUUGACGUAGUCGUGGCGCCCGGCGCGCAGAACACAGCAGUACCACAUGACACCUACGGAUGGCCGCCGUACACCGUGAUGUGGAACGUGCUUGACUAUCCUGCUUGCAUUAUUCCUACUGGAAAGGCCUCUAAGGAACUGGACCCCGAGCCGAUGAAGGUCGAAGAUGCUGUCCAACCAAGUUAUGAUCCGAGCGCUGUCGAUAGAGCGCCUUGUGCGAUUCAGGUAAUCGCACCGCGGUUCCUGGAUGAACAAUGUCUGUUCGUGGCAAAGAUCAUUGAUAGGGAUAUUCGCAAGUGA